AUGGAGGCUGGAUCAAAUGCUCAACAAGAAGGCGAUAUUGAUAAGUCAAAGGCGAUGAAACUGGAAGACAAAGAUGCUUUUGGUCGAGUUGGAAUGGACAUGAGCAAGCACAAAGAGGCUAAGUAUGAGUCGAGCGACAAAGCUAUCAAAAACAAGAUCGAACACUUUACGUAUCAUGGAUCCGAUGAGCUUAAUGAUGCGUGUAAAUUCACAAUGAAGAAGCGUCGACUCAAUAAUAAGAACCAAAUCCAUUUGUCGGUUGCUAUUUCUCAGCUUGCCAAGCUACGCAUGCUUCAGUUAAACUAUGGCUGCAUAGAUUUCUGCUUCGAUCUCUUCGACAUCCAGUAUCAGGAGAUGGACACUGAUUUCACUAAUAUCGCUUUCAGCUGUGACAAUCCGUUUCGAGACUGUAUCAAAUCUGAGCUACGAAAUCACUAUCCGGAGCAUAAAAACGAUUGGUUCCCACGCGACUACAACACUGAUGUAGCUAAGUUCGAUACGCCGUAUCCUUGUUUGUUUAACAAUAAAUGGCCAGGUGAUGCUACUAUGUCAUUAUCCAGGGGUAUGCAGCAGGGAGGUGGUCGAAUCUAUGUUUUUUUUAAUCCUGAUGGGUAUGAGACUUUUGUACGGGAUUGCAUCACGCUCGCAAGGUACAAAGAAGGGGUUCAGAUUAUAAAAAAACCCAAGGCUAUUAUCACUUAUACUCACGAUAAACAACGGGAUCAAGAAGAGUGA
This is a messenger RNA of Plasmopara halstedii, 735 nucleotides long. RefSeq names its product chromodomain protein, putative. NCBI's taxonomy places the organism in Eukaryota, Oomycota, Peronosporomycetes, Peronosporales, Peronosporaceae. The transcript has 2 exons. The coding region runs from base 1 to 735 and encodes 244 amino acids. The record is from RefSeq and is a predicted model, not a curated record.